This is a messenger RNA of Trypanosoma rangeli, 927 nucleotides long. Its product is annotated as cytochrome-B5 reductase. The record is from RefSeq and is a predicted model, not a curated record. NCBI's taxonomy places the organism in Eukaryota, Euglenozoa, Kinetoplastea, Trypanosomatida, Trypanosomatidae. The transcript has a single exon. The coding region runs from base 1 to 927 and encodes 308 amino acids. Gene Ontology annotation, molecular function: cytochrome-b5 reductase activity, acting on NAD(P)H.
AUGAAGUUUUUGGCAUUUGGUGCAGCUGCUUUACUGGGCGCGGCGCUUCAGUCCUACACCGCAACACCGACUCGUGUGGCGCAGUGUGCAAAAGAAAGCGCGUUUGAGACAAAAUUUAGGCCAUAUGUACUCGGUGAGGUCAUCAACCUCGCGGAGGACGUCGCCAUCUUUCGCUUCCUCCUACCAAAGCCAGACAUGGAGUUUGAUCUUGUGCCCUGCAGUACGCUUCAGGCCUGCCAUAAACAAGGCGCUAAUAUUGUAGACCAGCCGAUGCGUUUCUACACUCCCAUUACCCGUAAUGGAACCAAGGGCUACUUUGACUUAUUGGUCAGAAAACAGAUGCAUGGUCGCUUUACCGAAUUUCUUUUUUCAAUGAAUGUCGGCGACAACCUCCUCUUCCGCGUUGUGCAGUACAAGCUAAGAUACAAGAAGAAUGCAUGGGAAAAAGUUGGGAUGAUUGGUGGGGGUACAGGCAUAUGCCCACUGCUACAGUUUUUGAACGCCUCACUGGAUACUCCUGGUGACACAACACAACUCUCAUUGUUGUUUGCCAAUAGGUCUGAGAACAGAAUACUGCUCAAGGGCCUGCUUGACAAGUUGGCUCGGGAAAACUCUCACCGCCUCAAGGUGCACUAUACUGUUGAUGCACUGCAAGACAGUGAUGCUGCAUACACAGGUUACAUUGGACACAUCACAGAAGAAAUGUUGCGGCAGACGAUGCCGGAGCCGUCAUUGAAGAAUCUUCUGCUUGUGUGCGGCCCCGAUGGAAUGAUGGCUAAACUUGCAGGUUUGCCACCGGCAGUGCUAAAAGCCAUGAGUGGUGGGCUGGCGUACCAGCCGACAGGGACAGUGCUGAGCAACCUGGCAGAUGUGGAGGGCAUCCUCGGUAGGAUGGGUUACACAAAAGACAUGGUGUACCGCUUCUAG